AUGGCAGCGGAUUAUGAGAAGAACCCCAUCCCGUCGAAUCAGGAUGAAAUCGUAUCCGAUGGCUCUGAUGCGUUUGACGCACUGGCCGCCCAGGAAACCUCGCAUGCUAUCAAGUAUCGCACCAUGUCAUGGCAACGCACCGCCGUGCUGCUGUUCGGCGACCAGAUCUGCCUUGCCAUCAUGGCCCAGCCGUGGGCAUUCUCGGUUCUGGGAUGGGUUCCCGGCCUAAUUGCCUCGUUUCUGGCAGCAAUCAUCGUUUGGGUUACAAGUUAUACUAUGUGGCAGUUUAUCAUGAAGCAUCCCCAUGUCCACGAUAUUUGCGACAUUGGCUAUCUACUCUUUGGCCGCACUCGCAUAGCGUAUUACGGAACCAUGGUGGGCCUGGUUCUGUACAACGUUAUGCUCUGUGGCUUCCAUAUCUUGACAGGAGCACAGGUGCUCAACACUGUCACCGGCCAUUCCCUCUGCUCCGUUGACUUUGGCAUCAUCGUCACCAUCAUCGCAAUCGUGCUAUCAAUCCCUCGCACUCUCAGUCAUGUCAGCAUCAUUUCCAUUGGCAGCGCAGUCUGCAUGUCUCUUUCCGUCCUCCUGUUCAUGAGCUAUGCCGGCAAGGAAUCCCAUCCCGGCGCAUAUCCUUCACUCGGCCCCGUUGUCACAUACGCCUUCCCCCAGCCGGGCACAACCUGGGUCGACUGCCUAAAUGCUGUACUCAACAUUGCCUUCCUCUGGUUUGUGCAAAUCCUGUACCCGACCUUUAUCGCCGAAAUGCGCCAACCCCGUGAUUUCCCCAAGGCCCUGGCUGCCUUCGCAAUUGGUUCCGCUGUUGUGUUCAUUGUCACUACCAUCGUAGGUUUCUACUACCUCGGCCAAUACGCUUCGGCCCCCGCAUUCGGCGCACUGCAGGAAAAGUACAUGAAAGUCUCCUAUGGCCCUGUCAUCGUGCCCACCGUCAUCAUUGGCACAAUAUACGCCAACGUCUCCGUGAAGUUCAUCUACCGCCUCGUCUUGCGCGACUCGCCGCACCAGCACAACCAUACCGUGGUCGGGUGGGGCGUGUGGAUUCUGUUGAUGACCAUCUUCUGGUUCGUAGCUUUUAUCUUCGCAGAGGUAAUCCCUAGCAUGGGCGACUUUGGUAAUAUAUUGGGCGCUCUGUUUGACUCCAAUUUCGGUCUCACCUUCUGGAGCGUGGCUUAUUGGCACUUGUUCCGCGGCCGCUUAUGGGAGACACCCCUGCGCUCGCUCGCCACAAUCGUCCAUUUGGCCAUCUUUAUUGCCGGUUUGUUCCUUUUCGGGCCCGGUAUAUAUGCCUCUAUUGAGGCUAUAAUCGAGGAUUACGCAAGUGGUACACGACUUCCGUUUUCGUGCUCGAAUCUCUCUCUGUAA
Molecule: messenger RNA, 1383 nt
Organism: Talaromyces rugulosus
Lineage: Eukaryota; Fungi; Ascomycota; Eurotiomycetes; Eurotiales; Trichocomaceae
Exons: 2
Coding region: 1-1383 (460 amino acids)
Biological process (GO): amino acid transmembrane transport
Cellular component (GO): vacuolar membrane
Molecular function (GO): amino acid transmembrane transporter activity
Source: RefSeq, a predicted model, not a curated record